Messenger RNA from Iphiclides podalirius (scarce swallowtail), 2880 nucleotides. The record is from the annotation of a GenBank genome assembly. Lineage: Eukaryota; Metazoa; Arthropoda; Insecta; Lepidoptera; Papilionidae.
AUGAAGCUGCUAAAACCCCAUUGGGUUAAUCAUGAUGAUAAACCAAUAUUUUCUGUGGAUAUUCAUCCAACGGGAAAGCGUUUCGCUACUGGAGGACAAGGAGGAGACUCCGGCAGAGUUGUUGUUUGGAACUUGAACUCUGUACUGUUUGAAGCAGUAGAGGUAGACCCUAACAUACCCAAAAUGCUCUGUCAAAUGGAUAAUCAUUUAGCAUGCGUAAACUGUGUAAGAUGGAGUAAUGGUGGUCGGUAUCUGGCAUCUGGAGGCGAUGAUCGUCUUGUGAUGGUGUGGGGGUUAAGCGUUGCAGCAUCUACACCAGGCAAACAUAAGGCUGAGAGUUGGAGAUGUCUUUCUACUUUAAGGGGCCAUGCAGGGGAUGUUCUGGAUCUUGCUUGGUCCCCGCUGGACAAAUGGCUUGCAAGUUGCAGUGUUGACAAUACUAUCAUAAUUUGGAAUGCCGAGAAGUUCCCGGAGAUGGUCUGUGUGCUAAAUGGGCACACAGGUCUGGUGAAAGGUGUAGCUUGGGACCCUGUUGGAAAAUACUUAGCAUCACAGUCUGAUGACAAGUCAUUAAGAGUUUGGAAAACAGCUGAUUGGGCCCAAGAAACUAUGAUUACUGAACCAUUUGAAGAUUGUGGAGGGACCACUCACGUGCUGCGGCUCUCGUGGUCCCCCGACGGGCAGUACGUGCUGUCCGCGCACGCCAUGAACGGGGGCGGGCCCACCGCCCAGGUGGUGGAGCGCGACGGCUGGCGCUGCGACAAGGACUUCGUGGGCCACCGGAAGGCGGUCACGUGUGCCCGCUUCAAUAACAACAUCUUCGUGAAGGAGGGCAAGAAGUGCUGCUGCGCCGCCGUGGGCUCCAGGGACCGGGCGCUCUCCAUCUGGCUGACCUCGCUGAAGCGCCCCCUCGUGGUGGUGCACGACCUCUUCUCCGACAGCGUCCUCGACCUGUCCUGGAGCUCCGACGGUUUAAACCUCCUAGCCUGCUCCUCGGACGGUACAGUCGCGUGCAUACAGUUCACGAAUAAAGAAAUCGGUACGCCGCUAACACUGGAGGAAAAGAACGCGUUCUACGAGAAGAUAUACGGCAAGUGCCUGGUGAACGAGUCCGGCGGCGAUCUGGCCUCCAACCUGCUGGUCGAGUGUCCGGAGAUCCUGCUCGCCCGCGAGCGGCAGGAGGCCAACAGGCAGCCCGCCAAGGAGGAGACCACCCCGAAAGGCGACAGGUCACUAAGCGCGCCGGUGUCGGCGUUCCCGGCGGUUGCGGGGGGCGUUGCGAGCGUGGGGGCUGUGGCGGGCGCGGGGGCUUUGGCGCCGGCGGGGGCGUUGGCGGGGGUGGGGGCGUCGGUGGCGGGGGGCGGGGCGUGCGUAACGCCGCUGCGCCCCAUGGACCGCCAGAUCGAGACGCGCACCUCUGACGGCAAGCGCCGCAUCACGCCCGUCUUCAUCCCGCUCACGCACGCCGACGCUAACGAAUCGCUGGGCUCGCAGCCGGGCGGCUCCGACAACUGCUUCAGCACCUCGUCGCAGAGCAAGUCGCGCAUCCGCGUGGAGCGUCGCGACGACAUCGUCAUCCACCCCAACGUCAGCAACCACGCCACCACCUCGCAGGGCAGCCGCCACAACGACAAUAGCGGGAUCGAACCCACGCCCUCUGGUGCAGCGGACUGGACCAGCGGUUGCGGAGGCGGGGGGGAGGCGUUCCGCUGCCUGGUCCCCGGGCGGACGAGGUGCAGGCGCGCGCGGGGGGCGGCGGAGUGGCGGGGGCGGGGGCAGGGGCGGGGGGGGGGCGUGGCGGGGGCGGGGGCGGGACCGCCCCGCGUGCCCCUCGCCGCGCCAGUGCUCGGCGCCGCAGGGCCCGUCGUCAGGGCCGCGGGCGCUCUGAGACUGCACGUGGUCAAUAAGGCGUGCAACACUCACUACGGAACCCUAUCCCGGUUGCAACUCAUCCCUAACAAUUCCGCCUCCAACGAUCCUGUGUGGGAAACUUAUCUAGGGUCGCCGGUGACGUGCAUCGCGUGCGACGCGCGCUGGGCGUGCGUGGCGUGCGCGGACGGUGCGCUGCACGUGUGGCGCCUGCAGAGGGCGCACGCCGUGCGCGCGCUGCCGCCGCUCGCGCUGAUGUCGCAGGCCGCCAAAAUGACCCUAUCAGGUGACACCCUCCUGGUGGUGACCACUGCGGCGGAGCUCGCCAUCUGGGAGCUAGCAAACGCCUCCUGCAUCAUCAGACCCCUAUGUUUCCGGAAUCUGUUAUCGCACGGUGUGUCAGUCACCAAUUGUUCACUUUUGGAGGAUGGCAAUCCAAUGAUAUCGCUGAGUAAUGGGAAAAGCUAUAUUUACAGUAAGAAAUUGUGCGCUUGGGUGGUGUGGAUGGACGCGAGCGACCCCGUGCGGCGCGCGGGCGGCGGGGCGAGGGGCGCGCGGCGGGUGGGGGGCGCCCCCUCGCUCGGCCCCUCCCUCGCCCCCUCCCCCUCCGCCGCCCACCUCGCCCACGCCGCCCCCUCCCUGCGCCCGCACGCAAACGCCAGCUACAGCGCGGGUGCGGCUCGCAGCUGGCUGGAAGCGCAGCUGGCUUCGUGCCUGCACCUUCGUCUGCCCACCGACUACCGCCACUGGCUGGCCGCGCUCUUCGCGCACCUCGUCAACCACGGUACGGAAGAUCAAUUGCGGGCAAUACUGGACGAUAUGUUGGGCCCAAGUCACUGUACGUCGACGCCGAAGAAAUGGCAGCCCACAGUGUUGGGUAUCAAGAAGCACGAAAUCCUGGAGGAAAUGCUCUCGCUGCUGGUGAAGCAGCUGCGCUGGCAGCGACUGUACACUGAGUACGCAGAUCAGUUGAGCGAACUUAAGCAGAGUGCGGCGCUCGUGAACGGCCAC